CUCGGAAAAAAUAUCAAAUGAUAAAUGUGAAACCAAGGAGUUGAAAUGAAACCCCCUGGUAAAACUAUAACAAGAAAUGUGAGGUUACUUUCGAUCCGCCGGAGAGGUACGGUCACGUGAUGCUCCAGCACAGGAGUCACAUGAUAUCAAUUUGCUAGUGAUGAGCUAACUGUAGCUACGUUACGUGUGUUGACAAGUGACAAUUUUCGAUAAUUUUAACGAACAUCAUGGAAGACAUUUCAGAACGAAUGAGACGCAUCGUCUCUUUUACUAAUCCGUUCAAAUAUAUUUCUGCAGGAGAAAACACCUACCAUCCCACCAGAAAUCCAAAGGGAAUCAUCAGUUUUGCAUUAGCACAGAACAGACUGUGUGGAGACCUCAUGCUUGAACAGGUGAAGAAGCUUGAUCUAUCCGAGUGUGAUGGAGCUGCCCUACUACAAUACCAAGACAUCCGAGGUAUGCCAGCGUUUCGAAAAGCCAUUGCUGACUUCCUGAAAGACUACACCAAUUCUCCACAAGAUAUCGACCCAGACAAGAUUCGUGUUUGCAAUGGUCUGACUGCAUUGACAGAGGUCAUGGCAUUCAUAUUGUGUGAUGAAAGAGAUACCAUACUGUCACCAUCACCUUUAUAUUCUGGUAUUGUAAAAGACACAGGAAGGAGACCCAAUGUUAAUCUUCAUCCCAUUCACUUAUCAAGCAAGCCAGGAGCAGAAGGAGAGGAGCCUUACACAUUAACAGUAGAACAUCUUGAAAGAGGCUAUCAAGAAGCUACACAGCAGGGAAAGCGAGUGAGAGUCCUGUCUCUUGUGAAUCCUUUAAACCCUCUUGGGACUGUGUACACCAAACCACAGAUACGGGAAUACCUUCAGUUCGCUAAGAGACAUAAUCUUCAUGUCCUUCUAGAUGAGAUCUACCUGUGUAGUGUGUAUGACCAGACCAAGCCGUUUUGUAGUGUACUAUCGUUAAGAGAGGAUGAGAUCCCUGAUCUAAACAGGACUCAUUUCAUGUGGUCCUUCAGUAAGGAUUUUUGUUUCAAUGCAUCUAAAUGUGGAGUGCUGUAUUCAUGGAAUGAGAAGGUUCUAGAAGCAGCGACAGUUCUCAUUGACUACCACACGGUAUCCAGCCUGAUACAGAUAACACUCACACAGAUACUACAAAACAAAGAAUGGCUUCACAAUGUGUACUUCAAAACCUGCCAUGAGAGGUUGAGAGAGGCAAGAGACAUCACCAUGGUAACACUGGAUGAAAUGGGUGUGGCCUACAUCAAACCUACAGCUGGGUUCUACAUCUGGGCAGACUUCAGCAAGUUUCUUGGUGCUUCAACACAUGCCGAGGAGAAGUCCCUCUGCUGCCAUCUUCUGUCGUGUGGUGUCAUGAUCUUAGUUUCAGCUGGUUUCUAUGGCAACGAGCCUGGCUGGUUCCGAGUUCUCUUCUGCAAUCCUAAACCAGAAUUGGAAGAAGGUUUGAAGAGACUGAAAGAAGGUUGUCUAAGCUACAAACCUGGUACGGGAUCAGCGAUUGCAGAUGACCUUGCCGGUGACCUUGCCAAUGACCUUGCUGGUGACCUUGCAGAUGUGGAGAUCUUAGGAGCCUCAGGUGAAUCGCUUGAAUCACUGGUGAGGUCAUUCAAGGUCAGCUUGCAGAACUCUGAUUGGCUGAAAGAGAAUACAUCCGACAUGUGGAGAAAUGAGAAUCCUGAGGUGUCUGAGACAUGGAUAAAAGAACUUGAAAAGAACCCUCCUGAGUAGACUAGAGAAAAUGUCCACGCUGUGAGGCAUUGUUACCUCAAUUAUUGUUAUCCUGACCUGACCUGGCCUGACCUGACCUGACCUAAGCCUUCCGCACCAUCUGGGAGAUGUGUGAUGGCUUCUGCUUCAUGAUCUCAAGCCAGAGCUUCCUAUCUUGUGACGUUCUGGUUGCUUCUGUGAGGGAUCCCAGACAUCUAGAAGCACAAUCAGCCUUUACACAGUCAAGCCAGUAUCUUUGGGUAUCCUGAUGGUCUCAUCCUGUUAACGUGGCCAAAGAAUCGCAGCCGUUUUUUUGCUAUUUUGUCCAGAAUUUCACAGAUACAUACAUGACAUAUUCAUAAUUCCUGCAAAGUUCUACAUAAUUUGAUGUUGGCUUCAAAAGGGACAUACAUGUAGUAUCUUUAAUUAACGCUCAAUUAUGUAUGGUAUUGACUGUUAUGACUUACAAGGCUUCCAGCUUCUGCUGACCAGUGUCUUGGAGCUCCAGUCACGUUUGAAAGAAGUUUCUGCUUUUCAGAUAUUUACUAUGCAUACAAUUCAGAACUGAAUAGAUCAACUGAAUAGAUCAACUGAAUAGAUGAACUGAAUAGAUCAACUGAAUAGAUGAACUGAAUAGAUGAAUUGUCACAUUUGAAAUAAUGUUCUGCUUUUCAUAUAUUUACUAUGCAUACAAUUCAGAACUGAAUAGAUCAACUGAGUAGAUGAAGUGAUCAUAUGUAUGAAAAUCCCUCCAAUGUGAAAAAUGUAUUUCACCAUCUUUUUUAUCGAUGCAAAAGCUUUGUAAACUGAUAGUAAGUUUGUAAGAGCACUAUAUAUGUGUUUUUAUUGUAAUUGUAAUGUCAUAGGACUGUAUUCUACUAAUACUGUUAAACCACACCCAGGUCUAAGAUUAUGUUUAACAAAACAAAACUGAGACCUCGAUCAGGCUAACUUCCUUUGUUAAACCUGAUUUUGGACAAAAGAUUAAACAAGCAAUAGGUUUAAUUUUUAGUAGAAUCCGGGCCAUAAAACCUUGCUCACUUGCCAAUGGGCCAUCAGUGAUGAUGUAAUCAUGUAAAACAUGAAUCGAGUGUAAAUUAAUUCAAUUAGAUUGAUGGUCAGAUAUUAGAUUGAUGGUCAGAUAUUUAUCUAACAAUAAUUUGACAAGUAUUCCUCCAUUAACUGAUUGGUCCAUGAUGCGGAUGAAACUCUGUAAUCAGGAAAGUAAUUUCAUGUAUAAUCUAGCCCUACCUGACCAAAUGAUUAAGAACCCCUAUCCUAUAUCACAUGUUCAAUCACCAAGAGAAUUUUUUUUUUUUUGUGAUGUCCAAGUUUUGAUUUCUACAUUCGUCCAUCCUUGAAAUGAAAUAACACUGCUGCAAUUGGGAUUUCCAUCUCUGGACCAAUGUGUUUUUAAAUAUGCCUAUUUCUGUUGACGGUGCAAUCUUUCAAGCUUUUUAGUUGAAAUGUUAAGAGUAGAAAGUCAUUAGUACUGUUCAUGCAUUCAUCGCUCUAAACCUGUAGACGUGUGUGUUGUUUUUAUAACUUUGUAUAAAAAAAAAAAUGUUAUCAGAGAAUUCAGAUUUUAUUCAUAAAUCACAUGUACAUUCCAGCA
This is a messenger RNA of Strongylocentrotus purpuratus (purple sea urchin), 3342 nucleotides long. Its product is annotated as probable inactive 1-aminocyclopropane-1-carboxylate synthase-like protein 2. The record is from RefSeq and is a predicted model, not a curated record. NCBI's taxonomy places the organism in Eukaryota, Metazoa, Echinodermata, Echinoidea, Camarodonta, Strongylocentrotidae. The transcript has 13 exons. Bases 228 to 1748 code for a protein of 506 amino acids. Gene Ontology annotation, biological process: biosynthetic process; amino acid metabolic process. Gene Ontology annotation, molecular function: pyridoxal phosphate binding; transaminase activity.